UUGUUUCGGUUUAAUAUUUAUAUUAUGUAUUUCGAUUGUUUUGUUUCGGUGUAGAAUGGUUUCUUGUCUGGGUUGCCGUACCUGGUGCUAUGGUUUAUGCAAGUGUUUUCAAGUUGGUUUGCCGACUUCUUGCGUAAAAAUCAAUACCUAUCAACUCGGAGCACCAGAAAAAUUCUCAACACUGCAGGUCUUCUUUUACCGACAGUGUUUAUUGUGGGCGCUGGCUACACGGGCUGUGAUCACACACUUGCGGUUGUUCUGUUAACUCUGGCUGUCGGCAGUGCAGGGAUGACUAUGCCAGGGUAUAGUGUCAACCAUCUGGAUAUUGCACCAAAAUUUGCAGGGGUUCUUUUAGGAAUCACCAAUAGCUUGGCAACUAUUCCUGGAUUCUUAGCACCCAUUGUUGUGGGAGUCCUUACCAACCAUAAUGAAACAAGUGAGCAAUGGCGGAUCAUCUUUUUCAUGACUGCUGGAAUCCUUGUGACCGGGGCGGUCUUCUUCGCUGUUCUCGCUCAGGGCGAUGAGAUGUCGUGGGCUCGAAAAAAUGCCGAGUCAGGGAAGUGGACACAGAUAAUUCCUGAACCAGGCAACAUUCAAGGAGCAGAUUACUCACCUGUACACGGAAAAGAACAAUAGGAAUGAUACAUUCCUGUCGAGAAGAACCAGGGAGCAAUAUCUGGGUCAUAAUAUACCCCUCCCCUGCCUUAGUCACAUAAGCUGGAAAAUUCUGGUGGUGUGCCCAAUACGGUCAUGCUUUAACCUUAAGUGUAUGUAAACUCAUACCAAAAGCAUGACAGAACAAUUGAACAGUUAAUUUGCACUGUGUGAGCAGGAAAUUUUGCCAAAUGAUGUAUUAAAACUUAAAAAAUUGUACAAAUCCAAAUAUUUACUGACAAAAUAUCAUUAUUACAUGAAAUUAUUUUACCAUAUUACAAUAAAAUUUGCCAAAUGCUUUUUUAAUUUGACAUUUUAGAAUUUGUUAAGAAGACUAGUUUUAAUAUGGUGUGACCCAUUUUGUAAUUCUUUUUAAUGUGACAAAUUUUUAUCUGAAAUGAUUUUGUUUAAACAGUAUUUAUUUUUGUUUAUAUUGAGAUUGGUUAUUAGGUGUAACCUAUUGGUGGGGGUUUUUCAGUAAAUGGCCCAAAUCAUGAUUCAAUAUGUUGUGCUAUCCUACAAUGAAAUAUUUUGGUCAAACACAUCACUGUUUGGUUUGUGUUUGUGCUUAACUGUGUAGAGUAUUUCAGAUCUUUCAUUUCAAUCGAAAUUACACAAUGUGUCAAUUGGUUCGGCAAAUAAGGGUAAUUAUUAUUGGUGUGGCAAUUAAGGGUAAUUAUUAUUGGUGCGGCAAUUAAGGGUAAUUAUUAUUGGUGUGGCAAAUAAGGGUAAUUAUUAUUGGUGCGGCAAUUAAGGGUAAUUAUUAUUGGUUCGGGAAAUAAGGGUAAUUAUUUUUGGUGCGGCAAUUAAGGGUAAUUAUUAUUGGUGCGGGAAAUAAGGGUAAUUAUUAUUGGUGAGGCAAAUAAGGGUAAUUAUUAUUGGUGCGGGAAAUAAGGGUAAUUAUUAUUGGUGAGGCAAUUAAGGGUAAUUAUUGUUGGUGAGGCAAUUAAGGGUAAUUAUUGUUGGUGAGGCAAUUAAGGGUAAUUAUUGUUGGUGAGGCAAAUAAGGGUAAUUAUUAUUGGUGCGGCAAUUAAGGGUAAUUAUUAUUGGUUCGGCAAAUAAGGGUAAUUAUUGUUGGUGAAGCAAAUACGGGUAAUUAUUGUUGGUGAAGCAAAUAAGGGUAAUUAUUGUUGGUGAAGUAAAUAAGGGUAAUUAUUGUUGGUGCGGCAAAUAAGGGUAAUUAUUAUUGGUGCGGCAAUUAAGGGUAAUUAUUAUUGGUGCGGGAAAUAAGGGUAAUUAUUAUUGGUGAGGCAAUUAAGGGUAAUUAUUGUUGGUGAGGCAAAUAAGGGUAAUUAUUAUUGGUGCGGCAAUUAAGGGUAAUUAUUAUUGGUUCGGCAAAUAAGGGUAAUUAUUAUUGGUUCGGCAAAUAAGGGUAAUUAUUGUUGGUGCGGCAAAUAAGGGUAAUUAUUAUUGGUGAGGCAAAUAAGGGUAAUUAUUAUUGGUGCGGCAAAUAAGGGUAAUUAUUAUUGGUGCGGCAAAUAAGGGUAAUUAUUAUUGGUGAGGCAAAUAAGGGUAAUUAUUAUUGGUGCGGCAAAUAAGGGUAAUUAUUAUUGGUGAGGCAAAUAAGGGUAAUUAUUGUUGGUGAGGCAAAUAAGGGUAAUUAUUAUUGUUAAACAUUUCCAUUUGAAUUCUCACUGAAAGCAUCCCUUUGUUAUAAAAAUGUAUUGAACGUGUUUUAUGUUAAAAUGACUGGUUUGCCGACAAUUCAUUUCUCACUUUUGUAAAGAUUGGAUGUAAGUUCAAAAGUUACUGCAAUUUAUAUAAAUGUACUAUAUUGUUAUGCUUUUUCAAAUCUUGUUUAUAUCUCACGUUAUUUGGAUAUUAAGUCUUGAAAAAGGGGGGAAUUUUGUUUUAAAAAAUCAUGAUACAUUGAAUUUUCUCACAAAUAAUGAGUAUUUGUCAUUGAGGACUAAAAAGUGUAAUCUUUUUAAAUGUUAGUAAAACUUAAGAAAAUUAAGACAACACACAAAAUAUGUAUUGUCCAUAACCAUAUAAUAAUGUUUUACUAGAUCACAAUAAUUCUAUAUCCAUUUGUGGUUUACAAUUCUUUGAAACUUUGAAAAGUAAUAAAAUGUGAAGUGUGUAAAGGAUUUGAAAAUAAUACACACUGAAUAUGGAAUUGUAGUGUCUGUAAAUGUAGUUUCCGGAAAUUUUCACAAACCAUAAAUUUACAUACUUUAUUCAAAAAGCAUCAUUAUAAAUUUACAUACUUUAUUCAAAAGCACUGUUAUAAAUUUACAUACUUUAUUCAAAAAGCAUCAUUAUAAAUUUACAUACUUUAUUCAAAAGCAUUGUUAUAAAUUUACAUACUUUAUUCAAAAAGCAUCAUUAUAAAUUUACAUACAACUUGUUAAAAUAAGGCUACAACAUGAUCAAAUAAGAACACUCACAAAUAAUCUUGAUGUAUUUGUUAUUUUCAUCAAUCAUUCACAUCAGAAAAUAACAGCAGAACAUUCCUCAUGCCGAAAAUAAUUCUGAAUUUUAUCAAGUGCAUGUAUUUACCUAAUGUUAGUUUCUUAGACAGUUGAGUUCACAAUGAGACUGACAUAACACUGAAGAUAUAAUCCUACUAAUAACACACUACUAGCUAGGGGUGCUUUACAUGCAGCAUGUUUAUCUGUAAUGUCCGUAACCAAACAGUUAAUUUAGCAACUCUCUGGUAAAGUUCAUAAUGAGACUGAUCUAACACUGAAUAUAGAAUCCUACUAAGAACACACUACUAGCUAGGGGUGCUUUACAUGCAGCAUGUUUAUCUGUAAUGUCCGUAACCAAACAGUUAAUUUAGAAACUCUCUGGUAAAGUUCAUAAUGAGACUGAUCUAACACUGAAUAUAGAAUCCUACUAAGAACACACUACUAGCUAGGGGUGCUUUACAAACAGCUAUAAAUAUAAAACUGUGUGGUAUAAUCUAUUCGUCUACAAAUAGUGAUCACAGGUGAGUGGUAAUACCAGCAAGGCAUAUAGACAUGAAAUUAUUUUUUUAAUGAAAUGUUGUUACAUUUUACCAUUUAUGACGGGGUUUUUUUUAGGGUUUAAGCUGAAAUUUGAAAGUUUGUUUAAUGUUACGUCUUGUCUAAAAUUAGCUUUUUACAAAAAUGUCAUAUAUAUAUAUAUAUAUAUAUUAAACAAAUUAAGUUACAUUUAAACAGUUGACAAGUAGCAAGGCUAAUAUUUUGAAAAUAUAUUUGUUCAGAUUUACAGCUGCUGAAAUGGAAAUCAUCAUUUUAAAAUUGUAUUUUAUUUUUAAAUAUAGCACAUGUUGUUUAUUUUAUUUUAAAGACCCUUUUUAGUUACAUGUAUUUUCAAAGUGUGAAUGAUUGUUUUAAGUUUUAUAUAUAUAUAUAUUUUUUUUUUUUUCCCCCAGGGGGUAGGGUUUUUUAAUUGGUGUUAGCAAAGUUACCAUUUAUUUUAUGACUGUUUUAUGAAUAUUUUAAACUUAAAGAUGCACAUUAUUACUUUUUGACAGUACAUGCAUUUAUGUUUACAUGUUGUAUGUGCAUCAUGUUGUAUGCACAUCAUGUUGUAUGCGCAUCAUGUUCUAUGUGCAUCAUGUUGUAUGCGCAUCAUGUUCUAUGUGCAUCAUGUUCUAUGUGCAUCAUGUUGUAUGCACAUCAUUCUGUAUGUGCAUCAUGUUGUAUGUACAUCAUGUUCUAUGCACAUCAUGUAUGCACAUCAUGUUCUGUGUAUCAUGUUGUAUGUGCAUCAUGUUAUAUGCACAUCAUGUUGUAUUGACAUCAUGUUCUAUGCACAUCAUGUUCUAUGCACAUGUUGUAUGCACAUCAUGUUCUAUGUGCAUCAUGUUGUAUCAUGUUCUAUGUGCAUCAUGUUGUAUGCACAUCAUGUUCUAUGUGCAUCAUGUUGUAUCAUGUUCUAUGUGCAUCAUGUUGUAUGUGCAUCAUGUUGUAUGCACAUCAUGUUGUAUGUACAUCAUGGUUUUAUAUCUAGCAAGUACUCAGGGUUCUUUUGUGUUGUUGUUGCCCAUAAUGUCAUCUUACUCACACCACUACUUCAUGUUGUUUUCCUAUAUUGGUCAAGUUCCAACAUUUGUAUAUAGGCCAGGUGUAAAAUAACACAGUAUAAUGUACAUGUACCUUUAAAGUAGCACAAACAAAUUAUGUGAUUCAGUUUUAAUAGUUGGAACUGGUUAUGGUUUUAAGUCAUCUCGGCACAAUGGGAAGUUUAUUUUAUCUCUUAUAUCUUAUUACUGAUACACUAAAGCAAACAUGUUUUAUUAACAUUAGUUAAAUCUUAGGUGAAAUGAAUACUGUGUUCAUGCGUCAUACAUCCUGGCUAAUAAAUACCAUAAUUAUAUCAGUUGGAGAAAGUGCAAUACGAUUGUAGUGUCCAUAACCUCAGAGUGAAAAAGAAACAGACUAAUGUCAUGACCAUGUAUUUAGAAUUACAAUGUUUAUUGAUACAUUUUCUAACAGAAAUGAUGUAUACACAAUUUUCUGGAUACAGCAUUCCAAAAUAAUAAAUUAUGGUGAAGAUGUUUAAAUUUUAUUAAGGAUUAUUAUACAUUUGUUUGUUGGAAUAUAUUAAAAUAAGUUGAUAAACAA
Messenger RNA from Gigantopelta aegis, 5213 nucleotides. Its product is annotated as sialin-like. The transcript is spliced from 4 exons. Gene Ontology annotation, molecular function: transmembrane transporter activity. Bases 97 to 636 code for a protein of 179 amino acids. Gene Ontology annotation, biological process: monoatomic anion transport. The record is from RefSeq and is a predicted model, not a curated record. NCBI's taxonomy places the organism in Eukaryota, Metazoa, Mollusca, Gastropoda, Neomphalida, Peltospiridae.